AUGGAGGAAGAAAUAACCAUUCGAGUGGAAGAAAACCCUUCGAAACCGGAACGCACGCUGCGCCCCAUAAUGUACGUCUCUUGGUUCCUGGGCGUCGGAGUCGCUCGUCCUAGCAAGUGUCCUAAACCGAUCACUAUGAUCCUUCGCCUGUUUCACUUUGCUGUUUGCACGGUGAUCGUUGCUUUCGCCGCGAUGGAUUUCGCGAAAAACUUCGGCAAAGUGUUCACCAGCGAGCUUUUCGAGAUCAUGUACUGCAUGAACGAGACCAUUCGCCACGUCUCGGCGUAUUACUAUGUCUACCACGUGAUACAACAGUACGACAAGUGGCCUGAACUGACGAGAAAGAUAAAAUUGUUGGACGAACACAUCGGCAAAGAGCUACCGAUAAACGACAGGCCAGUCAGAAUUAAACAGAUCCUGGCUAUUAUGAUAGUCUGUUUGCUCGGCCCUGUAUCGCUGGCUGCUCACGUUUGCUAUUAUUAUUUCAUUGCUCCCGAUCAGAUCUUCGCGUCCGAUUUGCUUUUUUAUUACACGAUCGCCCAGGCCCUGGCGAACAGUUUCGUGUUCGACAUCGUCGUGUACAUGGUCUGUCAGAGAUUCAGAGCGAUCAACGGGACGAUCGAGCAGUUGGACGAAAGAUUGGGCGCGUACUGGGUUGCCUCGAAGAUUCGGAGGAUCAGAAAGCUACACAGUGAAGCAUGCUCCGUGAUAGCGACGAUAAACGAGAUCUACGGAAUAGAUCUGUUGUUGUGUUCGACGAACGCGUUCAUAACAGUGGUAGCGAAGCUCUUUAGAAUCUACAUGAGCGCGGCGGAGCAUAAAAUCGGUUUCAUAUUUUUGAACAACAUUAUCUGGAUGAUCUACGGUGGCCAAUUCAUCGUGAUGUGUUGGGUAUGCACGUUGACGCACCGGGAGAUAAAUAAAAUUGGCCCGUGCGUGGAGGAGUUCGUAUUGAAUAUCCAAAACGCGACGAAAUUCGAUAGAUCGACAGCUUUCAGAAGUUUGCGUAACGAAGAACCGACACGGUUGAAGAUCUACGACGAUCGAUCCGCGACGAGUCUAAACGGUUUCGGCAUGGAAAGUCUUUUGCGACCGAAUUUCGAACGUGAUUGCGUCCGUAACGAGGCUAACGAUUUCGCGUUACAGUUGCAACAAUAUCGCGUUAAAUUUACGGCCUGCGACUUUUUCGAAAUGGGCAACUCCUUGCUGACGAGAUUCGUCAGCGUUAUCACCACAUACUUGAUCAUUCUCGUUCAGUUCUAUAAACCCGAGGAGACCUCGAAGUCUCAACCUUCAUAA
Colletes gigas is the source of this 1299-nucleotide messenger RNA. RefSeq lists its product as uncharacterized. The transcript is spliced from 3 exons. The coding region runs from base 1 to 1299 and encodes 432 amino acids. Lineage: Eukaryota; Metazoa; Arthropoda; Insecta; Hymenoptera; Colletidae. Gene Ontology annotation, biological process: sensory perception of taste. Gene Ontology annotation, cellular component: axon; neuronal cell body; dendrite. The record is from RefSeq and is a predicted model, not a curated record.